Perkinsus marinus ATCC 50983 is the source of this 564-nucleotide messenger RNA. RefSeq lists its product as hypothetical. NCBI's taxonomy places the organism in Eukaryota, Perkinsozoa, Perkinsida, Perkinsidae. The record is from RefSeq and is a predicted model, not a curated record. The annotation marks the transcript as partial. The transcript is spliced from 3 exons.
GUGUCGGUGACGAGAGAGCCUUCGACUGAAGAUAUCGAUAUUGAUGAUAUCUGUGAAACCCUCAUUACCGAGCUUCAUCUCACCAGGAGCGAGGCUCUUCGUACAAAACGCCAGCAGUGGGAGACGGUGGAAAACGAGGAAUCGAAUAUGACUAAGUCAUUGGCUAGAGGAGGAGAAGCUACUGAUAGUAUACUAUCGAGGGUGAUUACAGGGAGAGCUCAUGGUGGUGGUGGGCAGCUGAAUAAGGGGUCGAAAUCAGGAGAGGGUAACACUGAUGAGGGCAGCAUGAGAGAGUCAUCCCUGGACCAUUUGCAACCUGAGAUGGUGGAGGCGAUCGAGGCACUGCGAGUGAGCCCUUCUGAAGCCAACAUCAUUCGAGAUGAGGAUAUUGCUGGUGAGCUCUUCCGAUCAACCGCAGAUGAUGAGUCUACCACUGGCAGGGUUGAAGUUCGCAAAACAAACAAUCACCGAAGUACUGAUAAUGCCACAAAAGUUCCCGCAGCUUUUCACUUCCCCUUUGACAAGACCACCAAGAGGCAUACUUCUCUUUGGACCACCCGGUAG